Molecule: messenger RNA, 1733 nt
Organism: Dufourea novaeangliae
Lineage: Eukaryota; Metazoa; Arthropoda; Insecta; Hymenoptera; Halictidae
Product: substance-K receptor-like
Exons: 9
Coding region: 1-1374 (457 amino acids)
Biological process (GO): G protein-coupled receptor signaling pathway
Cellular component (GO): membrane
Molecular function (GO): neuropeptide Y receptor activity
Source: RefSeq, a predicted model, not a curated record
AUGAACGGUUCGUUGUACAACAAGAAUGAAGAGAUCGAAAGUUCCUGCCUGUUUGAGUUCAACAAUACGCACAGCUUCCAAGUAAAUGAUUCGCUGUGCGUUGAAUUUGCCGAUGACACGUACGAAGUGCCAACGCUUAUUCUCGUGAUCCUGAGCAUACUAUACGGAAGCAUAUCCUUGUUGGCGGUGGUGGGAAACUCCCUGGUGAUGUGGAUAAUCGCGACGUCCAGACGGAUGCAGAACGUAACGAACUUCUUCAUCGCGAAUCUAGCGCUGGCUGACAUUGUUAUUGGUUUGUUCGCGAUUCCAUUUCAGUUUCAAGCGGCUCUGCUACAGAGAUGGGACCUCCCGUACUUCAUGUGCGCCUUCUGUCCAUUCAUCCAAAUUCUGUCUGUGAACGUUUCGAUCUUCACGCUGACAGCGAUCGCGAUCGAUCGACAUCGAGCGAUUUUGAAACCAUUCAGCGCGAAGCCAAGCAAACUAACUGCUAAAAUGAUCAUCAUCGGGAUUUGGUUGGUCGCCGGAAGUUUGGCGACACCGAUGGCAAUCGCGCGCCGAGUCCAAAUGGUGCGGGAAUACGGGUAUGUGAAUCCGGUUCAUUACAGACCGUUUUGCCGCAACGUGAAUCUAUCCGAGACCUUGAUGUUCAUUUAUAAAGGACUGUUGGUGUUUCUGCAAUAUUUGACACCGCUAUCAAUUAUUUCUUGCAUGUACGCAAGAAUAGCGUUGAAACUGUGGGGCAACAAAGCGCCCGGAAACGCGGAAGGUUCGCGGGAUGCGAACCUGAUGAAGAAUAAAAUGAGGGUUAUCAAGAUGCUGAUCAUUGUCGUCGCUGUUUUCUCACUCUGCUGGCUACCUCUUCAAACGUACAAUUUUUUUCAACAUUUCUAUCCGCAAAUAAACCGAUACGAAUACAUUAAUUACAUAUGGUUCUUCUGCGACUGGCUGGCCAUGUCAAACAGUUGUUACAAUCCACUUAUCUACGGAAUAUAUAACGGAAAAUUCAGAAGAGAAUUCCAGCAAAAAUGCCCCUUUAAAUUGCGAAAAUGGUCAUCUAGUCCACCAAUCGAUAACACGGAAAUGGAUAAAACUCGGAGUAGCCGAACCUCCAUUAGAUACGAAUGGAAACGAACAAUAUCCAGCAGUUAUCCGGCGGUCACGUCCUUUUAUAAAGGUACGCCGAUGAGGGGAUCAACCCAAUCGUCUAUCGAUGACCACCAACCCUGUACACGCAGUAAAAAAGGAAUCGGUCACUACAUCCGUAGGGGCCACGAGAACAAUUGCUCGAUGUCGUCGAACAGAAGCGAAGAAUUGUACGUCUUCUCGUCCCGGAAACACGUGCAAGAUUCCGUCAUGGAGGAGCUACGUCUGUAACAUCGUGAAACGCAUAAUCGGAACACGUGUAUGGAAGACCAUCAACAGAAAGAAAAACUGUACUCCGCUCAAAAUACCAACUCUUCUCUAAUUGUUUCCACGCAUUCUGUACACAGAGAAAACACGAAUGAACGAUCAUCUCCUACUUAGUCAACGAAGCUACCUAAAUAUUAACAUAUUAGGUACAAUUUCCUUUUAGACUAAUUUACAUCGUUGCUCAGACCAGUCAGUGAUCCUUAUAUGUAUGUAUACCUGAAGAUUAAUACACUUGCAAUUAGUUAUCGUAUGUUCGUUUUACCGAUGUGUACAUACCAUUGUACAUAAUGUGAAUAUCUGCAUUUCUUAGAUAAGUCAUCUGU